Molecule: messenger RNA, 941 nt
Organism: Tripterygium wilfordii
Lineage: Eukaryota; Viridiplantae; Streptophyta; Magnoliopsida; Celastrales; Celastraceae
Product: transcription factor SCREAM2-like
Exons: 4
Coding region: 158-649 (163 amino acids)
Biological process (GO): regulation of DNA-templated transcription
Cellular component (GO): nucleus
Molecular function (GO): protein dimerization activity; DNA-binding transcription factor activity; sequence-specific DNA binding
Source: RefSeq, a predicted model, not a curated record
ACAAAACAAGAAAUCAAGUAGCCGAGGGAGGUCGUCUUUUUCCUUAUAAACGACUCUUCAACAAAGCUUAAUCACCGUGAAAGAAAAAAAAACUACAGAAGGGAAGGGACUCUCAAAAAAAGAGGUAGAAGAGAAAGAAGAAGAAAGAAAGAAACACAUGGACUCAACAUCAAAGGAGAGAAAGAGAGAAGAUUUAUAUCAGAAAUACCAAUUACUUCGUGACGCCACCAACUCUACUGCUAUGAACAAAGCUUCAAUCAUAGUGGAUGCAUCAAAAUAUAUAGAGGAAUUGAAGAACAAAGUGGAAGAGCUAAGCCAAGAGAGUAUUGGAAGCACUUCUACUUCACAAGUUUCAAAUGCCCCAAAUCCAUUACCCCUGCAGGUUACGGUGGAAACCCUAGCCAACGGUUACCUAAUUAACGUGUUAUCUGAAAGGAAUUGCCCAGGCUUGCUUGUCUCCAUUCUUGAAGCGUUUGAGGAGUUGGGGCUUGAUGUGCUUGAUGCUAGCGUUUCUUGUGCAGACACUUUUCAACUUGAAGCUGUUGGACAAAAUCAAGGGAGUAAUAUUGACAGCAUGGAUGCUCAAGUGGUGCAGAAUGCAGUGCUGCAAGCUAUUGAGAGCUGGAGUAGUAGUGAAACUGGAUUUUGAUUAAUUAGUUUCAUCUUCUCCUUAAUUUCUCUCCUCAUAGUAGAGAAAUAUCAGCUGGUAAUCAAGACAUAUAUGGAGAAUGAACAUGCAAGCAAAGAGUCCUUCACCAUUAAUAAAUUUUGUUGAUUUUUUAUCAACCAAAUCUUUAUACCAGUCUUGGUUAGGAGGUUUGCAUUCAAAGAGUGCACCUUUACUAUAUCUAUAUAUGGAAAUGUACUUCAAGUUUGUGUCAAUGAAAAUAUAUAUAUGUACGCGCUAUGACCUUCUCAUAAGUAUCAUACAAUCAACUCCC